CAAAGAACAAUUUCGCGAUGCUACCGUAGCCGUGAUUGGGCGGCACCAGCGUGUCCGUAAAGAAACAAUCGUAUUUCAUGUGAGAAAAUUAAAAUUUAAAACAUUUGAAAGCGCAACGCACCUGCACUUGGUUCAUGAGGACAAGACCUCGGAAUGCCAUUGAUUACCGGAUUUGCGGUUAGGCAGCUUGCCGUGGGAACAAGUUAAGCAGACUGAACUUUGCUGAGUCUUGAGAGGCUUUUUGUUUGGGAAGAUUUGAAGCUGGGGAAGCAAACUAGUAUCAAUUCCACCUCCAACAACAUACAGGAGUGACAAUGGGCAACAGCAGAGAUAACCAACGUGGUGCCCUCCAAAUUUUCACUGAUUACAACUCCCAUAAUCCCUGGCCAUUGGCGAUACUGACAAGUGUUGACGGGAAUUGUAGUGCAAGAACAUCUGGAGAUGUACCUGAGAAAACAUGAACCCUUGAUUUUGCUACUUUUUUUCCUGGAUGAACCCGCUUUUGCUGUUCAAUUAUUGCUACAUUAAGAUCUUGCAUUUCUCCAUUGAUUUGCAGGGCAACCUUCGCUCCUGUCCUCUGGAAGAAAAAAUAUGGCUUCCCAUGUAAACCCGGGAAAUUCUUGUUUCCAAAACUAUGAGUUAUUCUACAUUUUCUUAUCUCUGUGCGCUGUAGUUGGCAUACCGUAUCACAGACGUUGGAGAAACCACUUUCCUGUUGAGAAACUACGCCUCCGGAAGUACUCUGUCUCCACGUGCCACCUCAAGGAGACGCUGUCUUAGUUGUUUAAGAGGAGACUUGAUGGGCGCUGUAUAGGCUCCGCCUAUAAUGUACGUCCUUUAAAAAGGAGUGCGUGACGCCAUCGCUAGGCGACUUCAUCUUUGUCAGUGAACAAAAUGGCGCCGUACUGUGUCCUAGUCAGUCAGUUGCAGCAAGUCUUGAGUAAAGGUGUUCGGAGGUACCAUGUCACUCCCUUCCUGUGCCAGCGGGCCAAGGUGGCCAUGAGCCAGUUUGAACCCAAUGAAUACGUACACUAUGAAAAGCUUGGGAAAAACAUCAACAUCAUCCGGAAAAGACUGGACCGUCCCCUCACCCUGUCAGAGAAGAUUGUAUAUGGCCACUUGGAUGACCCUGUCAAGCAGAAUAUUGAGAGGGGCAAGACAUAUCUGCGUCUGCGGCCAGACCGUGUAGCCAUGCAAGAUGCCACUGCCCAGAUGGCCAUGCUACAGUUCAUUAGCAGUGGACUGCCCAAAGUGGCAGUGCCCUCAACUAUCCACUGUGAUCACCUUAUUGAAGCUCAGUUAGGUGGCGAGAAAGAUCUCCGAAGAGCAAAGGACAUUAAUCAAGAGGUAUACAACUUCCUAGCCACAGCGGGUGCCAAGUAUGGAGUGGGUUUCUGGAAACCUGGAUCAGGAAUCAUUCACCAGAUCAUCUUGGAGAACUACUCCUAUCCUGGUGUUAUGCUUAUUGGUACAGAUUCCCAUACCCCGAAUGGUGGUGGUUUGGGUGGAAUCUGCAUUGGAGUUGGUGGAGCUGAUGCAGUUGAUGUCAUGGCAGGAAUCCCUUGGGAGCUCAAAUGCCCAAAGGUAAUUGGUGUAAAACUGACUGGCGAGCUGUCAGGCUGGAGCUCUCCUAAAGAUGUGAUCCUGAAAGUGGCUGGUAUUCUUACUGUGAAAGGUGGCACAGGAGCCAUCAUUGAGUAUCAUGGGCCUGGUGUAGACUCCAUCUCCUGCACAGGAAUGGCGACUAUCUGCAAUAUGGGAGCAGAGAUUGGUGCCACCACUUCAGUCUUCCCUUACAAUAAUCGGAUGAAGAAAUAUUUGUCCAAGACUGGACGGACUGAAAUUGCUAAUUUGGCAGAUGAAUUCCAAGAGCACUUAAAGCCUGAUCCUGGAUGUCCCUAUGACCAGCUGAUUGAAAUUAAUCUCAGUGAGCUGAAGCCCCUUAUCAAUGGGCCUUUCACUCCAGAUUUGGCACAUACUGUAGAAGAGAUUGGCUCUGCUGCAGAAAAGAAGGGCUGGCCAGUGGAUAUCAGAGUUGGUCUGAUUGGUAGCUGCACCAAUUCAAGCUACGAGGACAUGGGGCGCUCUGCUGCUGUGGCAAAGCAAGCUCUCUCUCAUGGGGUUAAAUGCAAGUCUCAGUUCACCAUUACACCUGGCUCAGAGCAGAUCCGGGCCACCAUUGAAAGGGAUGGCUAUUCCAAACUCCUGCGUGAUGUUGGUGGAGUGGUUCUUGCCAAUGCUUGUGGGCCAUGCAUUGGCCAGUGGGACAGAAAAGAUAUCAAAAAGGGAGAAAAGAAUACAAUUGUUACCUCCUAUAACAGAAAUUUCACUGGUCGCAAUGAUGCCAACCCAGAGACACAUGCCUUUGUGACUUCACCAGAGAUUGUAACAGCCCUGGCUCUUGCUGGCACCCUGAAAUUUAACCCAGAGGUAGACUUCCUGACAGGAGCUGAUGGAAAGAAGUUCAAACUUGAGCCACCCGAUGCUGAUGAGCUGCCCAAACUGGAAUUUGAUCCGGGACAGGACACCUAUCAGUACCCCCCCAAGGAUGGGAGCAGCCAGCAUGUGGAUGUGAGCCCAACCAGCCAGCGCUUGCAACUCCUUGAGCCCUUUGACAAAUGGGAUGGCAAGGAUCUGGAAGACAUGUUGCUUCUCAUAAAGGUGAAGGGUAAAUGUACCACUGACCACAUCUCAGCAGCAGGCCCCUGGCUGAAAUUCCGUGGCCAUCUGGACAAUAUUUCAAAUAACCUGCUAAUUGGAGCCAUAAACAUUGAAAACGACAAGGCCAACUCAGUGAGGAAUGCAUUAACCCAGGAGUUUGGACCUGUUCCUGACACAGCCCGUUACUAUAAGAAACAUGGUGUGAAGUGGGUGGUGGUUGGGGAUGAAAACUACGGUGAAGGCUCGAGUCGGGAGCAUGCAGCGUUGGAACCACGACAUCUAGGAGGAAGAGCCAUCAUUGUCAAGAGCUUUGCCAGGAUUCAUGAAACCAAUCUGAAGAAGCAAGGCCUCCUGCCGCUAACCUUUGCUGAUCCAGCUGACUAUGACAAGAUCCACCCUGUGGACAAACUGAGUAUUGUGGGUCUGAAAGAUUUUGCUCCUGGAAAGCCCCUGAAAUGCAUCAUUAAACAUCCUAAUGGGAGCCAAGAAACAAUUACGCUGAACCACACCUUCAAUGAGACUCAGAUUGAGUGGUUCCGAGCCGGUAGUGCACUCAACAGAAUGAAAGAGCUGCAGAAGCACUGAAACCACACAAGUACAUCCCAGUGGACUAGAUGAUUAUGUCUUUAAAAGUGCAAUUCCACUACAAUUCUUGGGAAUUAAUGUCUGUGAUCAAAUGUUAACUUAGCUUCCUCUUUAUUAUAGUACUCACUUGCUGACACUAAUGGAGUACUCCUUUUUGCAUUAUCAGGUUCUGGCUUCCAUAGCUGCCUAUGUUUGCUGCAUUUCAGUUGUCCCAUAUUGCUUUCUAUUUAUAUUUCUCAAUGAUAUUUCUGCCUGAUCAUUUCAGUUAUGGCAAAAGGAUGAAACAUUAGAGUAUUGUUCUUGUGGAAAACAAAAUAAAAAUUGCGACUGACA
Molecule: messenger RNA, 3579 nt
Organism: Rhineura floridana
Lineage: Eukaryota; Metazoa; Chordata; Lepidosauria; Squamata; Rhineuridae
Gene: ACO2
Product: aconitase 2
Exons: 18
Coding region: 895-3246 (783 amino acids)
Biological process (GO): tricarboxylic acid cycle
Cellular component (GO): cytosol; mitochondrion
Molecular function (GO): 4 iron, 4 sulfur cluster binding; aconitate hydratase activity
Source: RefSeq, a predicted model, not a curated record